Eleginops maclovinus (Patagonian blennie) is the source of this 1171-nucleotide messenger RNA. It is a transcript of the gene mesd, whose product is annotated as mesoderm development LRP chaperone. The record is from RefSeq and is a predicted model, not a curated record. Gene Ontology annotation, biological process: protein folding. Bases 39 to 695 code for a protein of 218 amino acids. The transcript has 3 exons. Lineage: Eukaryota; Metazoa; Chordata; Actinopteri; Perciformes; Eleginopidae.
CAGAGUGCAGAGCCAAUGAGAACACUCCAUCUGUAAGCAUGGCGUCGGACUUCAGGUGGAGAUGUGUGGUGCUCCUUCUCUGCACAUAUUUCCUUUGUUUGUUAGCGACAGACAGCAAAAUUAAGGCCAAGAAAAAGAAGGAUAUCCGAGACUACAAUGAUGCUGACAUGGCGCGGCUCCUGGAACAAUGGGAGGAGGACGAUGACAUUGAGGAAGGUGACCUCCCAGAGCACAAGAGGUCUCCUCCUCCCAUCGACUUCGCCAAGGUGGACCCCUCCAAACCAGAGGAGCUGCUGAAGAUGUCAAAGAAGGGAAAGACUCUGAUGGUGUUUGCGACAGUGUCGGGGGAUCCCACCGAGAAGGAGACGGAGGAGCUCACCGGCCUGUGGCAGGGCAGCCUCUUCAACGCCAACUACGACAUUCAGAGGUUCGUGGUGGGCUCCAACAGGGUGAUCUUCAUGCUGCGGGACGGCAGCUACGCCUGGGAGGUCAAAGACUUCCUGAUAUCCCAGGAGCGCUGCGCCGACGUCACUGUGGAGGGACAGGUGUUCCCCGGGAAGGCCGGCAAGAAGGAUGACAGCAAAGACAAGCAGCCCAAUGAAGUCAACACUAAGAAGAAGGGCAAGAAGAAGACUGAGAGCAAGAAGCCUGAUCUGGAGGGAAACAACGCCGGCCAUCUGAAACAGGAGCUGUGAUGGAGCAGACUGAGGACUCACAGGGUCUUUUCUUCGGUGGCGAUGGGCUGCAGGAGCAUGUGACGAUGCUUUUUCACAGUCCUGGGAACAUGCUGCAGUGACAAGAACAUUUUGGAAACCGUUUUUCUGCCACAGAAUGAAACGCUCGUUAAAAUCAGUGCUGUGUGGCUCCUUUACUUACUUAUUGUUGUUAUAAAAUCUUCAGCUGAAACCCUUUAAAUGUUAUGUUGUUUUGAAAGGUACACAUGGCAAUAAUGAUCCACCUUUUUUAAUUUCUCUUUGUGCCAAGAGCUGUGUUGAGUGUGUCUCCUGUAGCAACGCAUUAUAGAGUCAUCGAUCAGACCGGCGGCUCCUGGUGUGUGUGUUGUGUUUGUUCACAUCCAGCAGCAUUUCAAUAUUUGACACACAAGUAACACCUGCAUUAUUGUUUGAUUUUUCACAGGAUAUGAGAUUAAAAGAUUUUUUUUAUACAAUCA